GGCAUGUGACCUAUAUCAACCAAUCCGAAUGUGCAGGUUUUGGUGAGCAGCAGAGUAGAAAGGGGUUGAUCACUCUCUAAACAAGGCGCAAGCGAUGCCUAAUAAAACCAAGAAAGAUAAGCCGGUAACGACAAAGACCACCAAUGCGACAAAGAAUGGCAACAAAGAAGCUGCAGAAAAUACGGAAAACGAGAAGAAAAAAGCAGCCAGUGUUUCUAACAGUGCUGAAGCCACACAUCAACAUCCACCCCCAGCUCCACUCACAAAACUGAAGUUUACUGGACCACCUCACGUUAAAAAGGACAAAAGACAGUCUUCUUCCCGUUUUAAUAUCAGCAAGAACCGAGAACUACAGAAAUUACCCAUGUUGAAAGAUGCCACGCCAGCAGAGCGCGAGGACCUGUUUGUGCAGAAGAUCAGGCAGUGUUGUGUGAUGUUCGAUUUCGUCCAGGACCCUCUGAGUGAUUUAAAAUGGAAGGAAGUGAAAAGAGCAGCCUUGAACGAGAUGGUGGAAUAUGUGCAACAGAAUCGGGGUGUUAUAACAGAUGCCAUUUAUCCAGAGUGUAUACAAAUGUUUUCAUCAAACUUAUUCCGGACAUUACCCCCAUCCUCAAAUCCCACGGGUGCGGAGUUUGAUCCAGAAGAAGAUGAACCCACCCUGGAGGCAGCUUGGCCACAUCUACAGCUGGUCUACGAGUUUUUCUUACGUUUUCUUGAGUCCCCAGACUUUCAACCCAACACCGCAAAAAGAUACAUAGAUCAAAAGUUUGUUCUGCAGCUACUUGAUUUGUUUGACAGUGAAGACCCAAGAGAAAGAGACUUUUUGAAAACAAUACUUCAUAGAAUAUACGGAAAAUUCCUGGGUCUAAGAGCAUAUAUCAGGAAACAGAUAAAUAAUAUAUUUUAUAGGUUUAUUUAUGAAACAGAACGUCACAAUGGAAUAGCUGAACUAUUAGAAAUCCUUGGGAGCAUUAUAAAUGGUUUUGCUUUGCCAUUGAAAGAGGAGCACAAAGUGUUCUUGUUAAAGGUGUUACUUCCUCUCCACAAAGUGAAGUCUCUCAGUGUCUAUCACCCUCAACUGGCCUACUGUGUGGUGCAGUUCUUGGAGAAGGAUCCAAGCUUAACAGAGCCUGUGAUAAUGGGAUUAUUAAAAUUUUGGCCUAAAGUACACAGUCCAAAAGAGGUGAUGUUUCUCAAUGAGCUAGAAGAGAUCUUGGAUGUGAUAGAGCCAGCGGAAUUCACCAAGAUUAUGGUGCCCCUCUUCAAAAGGCUGGCGAAAUGUGUCUCCAGCCCUCAUUUUCAGGUUGCAGAAAGGGCAUUGUAUUACUGGAAUAAUGAGUACAUCUUGAGCUUAAUCAGUGACAAUGUCCAGACAAUUCUGCCCAUCAUGUUUCCUGCUCUGUACAGGACAAAACAGCAUUGGAACAAGUACCCAGGAGUGACCUGCCACAAGACAAUUCAUGGUUUGAUAUACAAUGCACUGAAACUGUUCAUGGAGAUGAACCAGAAGCUGUUUGAUGACUGUACUCAGCAGUACAAGGCAGAAAGACAGAAAGAAAAGGAAAAAUUAAAAGAGAGGGAAGAUGCCUGGGUGAAACUGCAGGGCCUGGCACAAGUAAAUCCCCAAUACAAAAAGGUGGCAAUAAAAGCAGACAACAGUAACCGGCCAGUUGAUGCCUUGAUGAAUGAUGAAGGGGACCCCACUGAGUUGGACAUGUCUUUAGACAAGCUGGAGACUGAAGCCAGAGAGGCACAGAAGAAGAAAAACAAGGAAAAGCCACUUCUGAGGCGCAAGUCCGAACUCCCUCAUGAUGCGUACACAAUCAAGGCAAUUGAAGGCCACAAGAGAGCCGAUGAUUACUUAUCAACUAAUAAGGAGACAAAUGCAAAUGCUAAUGCUGCUAACAGCUAGUGGAAACAUAUCACAUGGUUAAUGGGGUCACACAUAGUUUUUCACCUAGCUAUGGUUUGACCCUCUCUCCGGGAUCACAAUGCAGCAGGGCUCUGCUUGCUAGACAGUGGCCAUUUACAGUGAUAGUGAGCUCUAAGUAAUACACAUUCCGCCUUGUUAUUCUCUGCAGUGCUGAUAGAGUCGAGAUGAAUAAGACAUAUAAAGACGUAAUCAUAUUGGCAGAAUAAGGUCAGUGGCUCUAAGCUUUUUAUAGGAGGUAAAUGAUAUCUGCACCCAGACACAAUGUGCACCUGUAAUUAUCGAUGAUUACUAAACUGUUUAUAUUUUAACGAUUAAGUUAUUGGUGCAUAAAAAAAAUAGAGAAAUGAAUAUUUUUAUUAUUGUCUGCAUCAGAGAGAGCAGCUUUGUCAACGAGAAUGCCCUCUGUAUGUUUUAUUUGCAUACGUAGCCAAAAAUUGAUAAUUACCGAGUUGGCAGUGUUAUGUAAUAUUUCUGCAAAUGUCAUUUUUAGUGUACAACAAUGGAUGUGACUUGUAGCAUGCAUGAGAAAAUAAAGAGGAAUUUAUAGAGGACUAUUUUUGUUGUAGAAUAAAUAUAUGUCUCAGUGAGGCUAUUGUCAAUACUUAUAGUUGAGGCAUUUUAUGGGGAGGGAGGGAGGGCAUUCCAGUUCUCUGCAGUUUAUUCUAGGAACUGAAGGCAAAAGCUGUAGGUUUGCAAUCAUUUAGUGUGCUGUAUUACAAAUACUUCAAGCAAUUCAUCAUGCUAUAAUGACCAAACUUCACUGUUUGUUGUUACACAUGGUUUACAGCUAUUCAACCAUGUAUCAUCUUAGCUUUCCACCAGGGAAGUGAUGUUAAUAUAUAUAUAUAUAUAUAUAUUAAAACCUGCUUAGUUCAGGUUGUCUUCUCAUAAUAUUAAGUAUGGUUGGUGAGAUGGUAACAAAAAGCUGGUAUCAGUGGAAAGAGUACAGCAGAAACUGAUACAAAUUGGUCUGCAUAGCCUUUGUUCCUAGAGGGAGUACAAGCAUGGAUUUAAGAGGUUAUUAUAAUAAUUUUCACUAUUAUCAUCCCCAUCAAGUAGUAUUACUGUUGCUGUUGUAUCUCAGGGUCCAGACAUCUUACUUGACAGUAAAAUCAAAGUGAAAUGGUACUGUCAAGAGGGCCAGUUGCCACAAUGAAAACAUAAGAAAAAAAUGGAUGUAGUAUCCAAUUGAUUACUCUACCAACAAGUGUAGGAAAAUUAGAAGUGAUGAAAACAAUUUAGUCUGUUUGCCUUAAUCUUUUUCAAGAUUCUUACAUUAUACAUUUAUUUAAGAGUUGUAUAUUUACACACCCAUGUGGGGGCCUGAUCAUCAGAGGUGGCAUGAACAGUGUACAGCCAAUCAUAGUAUUCUCUUGUAAAUUUUUGUUGUAAAAAUAGAGACCAUGUCAAUUUAUUGUCUGUACAGAGAAUAAAAGCUAUUAAUGAAAA
Messenger RNA from Lingula anatina, 3382 nucleotides. RefSeq names its product serine/threonine-protein phosphatase 2A 56 kDa regulatory subunit gamma isoform. Gene Ontology annotation, molecular function: protein phosphatase activator activity. The record is from RefSeq and is a predicted model, not a curated record. Gene Ontology annotation, biological process: protein dephosphorylation; signal transduction. Gene Ontology annotation, cellular component: nucleus; protein phosphatase type 2A complex; cytosol. NCBI's taxonomy places the organism in Eukaryota, Metazoa, Brachiopoda, Lingulata, Lingulida, Lingulidae.